UUAGGGAAAUAUUCCCAGCAGUACUUUUGUAAAUAUGUCUUUGGCGGGUUAAUCACUUUAAAACAGUAAGUUAAACGCUGCUUAAAAGUGAAUAAAACCAAUUAUUCUGUGUAUGACAUCACUUUAAAAUGCGUUUUUCAAACCUGCUCUGAUUUCAUCUUUUCAAAAAAGGCUGUGCUGUUGUCAACGCAGCUUCUGGGCUGCGCGCUCCCGCCGUGGUAAAUCUGUGCCAGGCGGGUGCCCGCCGCUGGAAUGCGCCCUCCUGCUCUUCGCCCCCAUCCUCCCGUACUUUGCUCCGCUGCAGAUUUAGAGAGAAACACGGAUAAAGAUGGAAAUAUGGAGGAAAAAUGUGGUUUUAAUUAGUGAAACAAUUUAGCCGCGUGAUGUGACGUGUCUUCUUCUCUCAUGACCUCUGAACACCUGUUUUGUUUCCUUUCAGGGGAUGGAAAGUCAACGAGAAAUUUGACUUGAAGCAAGUUUAUAUUUUUCCGUGGACCUUAAUGAGACUACAUUAUCAAAUUUUAUGAGUUCUUUUUCCUUUAUGUUCCUUUUUGAAUUGAGUUGUGCUGCUGGAGUUGACUCAGACCGGAGUACACCCCUUUAUAAAUAAGUCAGAAAGGUGGUUCUGCCUCAUUUACAUAUUCAUUGUUUUGGUUUUUUGAUUAACAUUUUUUUUCCAGUUUUGAGGAGUAUUGAGGUUUGUUCUUCUCAUUGUUCCGUGGAUUUACAUGUAGAAGAGACUGUUUUUCUGAGAAGGAUUCGUCACAGGCUUAUAUAAAGCCAUGUACGCAGGACGCAAGAGGAGAAAACCAGUCCAGAGAGCGGUGAAGCUCCCUCCACCUGAAGGAGCCAAGUCCAAUCCAUCUAAACGCCACAGAGACAGGCUGAAUGGGGAACUGGAGCGUCUGGCCAGUCUGCUGCCUUUUCCUGAAGAGGUCACAGCCAGUCUGGACAAACUCUCCAUCCUCCGUCUGAGUGUCAGCUACCUGAGGGCCAAGAACUUCUUUUCUGGUAAGUGUACAGUGAACUCCAAGCCCAGCUCACAAGUGGCUUACAACUGUUCAGAGGCCAGGAUUCUUGAAGGUGAAAUGCUGCUGCAGGCUCUGAAUGGAUUCAUCCUGGUCAUCACUGCCAGUGGAACCAUCUUCUACUCCUCUCACACCAUUCAGGACUACCUGGGAUUUCAUCAGACUGAUGUCAUGCACCAGAGUGUGUAUGAACUUGUCCACACCGAAGACCAACAGGAACUCAGGAGGAACCUACACUGGGCUUUGAACCCACCUCCUGUCGCUGCAGCUGCUGGUAAUCAGGACUCUCCACAGGAGAUAGAGGCUGAGAGCAGCACAUCAAUAGUCACCUACAAACCUGAACAGCUUCCCCCAGAGAAUUCGUCCUUCCUUGAGAGAAGUUUUAUGUGUCGUUUUCGAUGUCUGCUGGACAACUCUUCAGGCUUUCUGGCACUAAACAUCCAGGGCAGACUGAAGUUUCUUCAUGGUCAGCACAAUCGACAGGAGAAUGGAGGAAAGGUUCCCUCACAGCUGGCUCUGUUUGCUAUCGCCACUCCUCUGCAGCCUCCGUCCAUUUUGGAGAUCAGGACCAAGAACAUGAUCUUCAGAACCAAACACAAACUGGAUUUCACACCAAUGGCUUGUGAUGCAAAGGGGAAGAUAGUGCUGGGUUACACAGAGGCUGAACUGCGAGUACGUGGUUCUGGCUACCAGUUCAUUCAUGCAGCGGAUAUGUUGCACUGUGCAGAAAAUCACGUUAGAAUGAUGAAGACCGGAGAGAGUGGUCUCACUGUGUUCAGGCUCCUUACCAAGGAGAACCACUGGAAAUGGGUCCAGGCCAAUGCUAGACUGGUGUACAAGAAUGGGAAACCAGACUACAUCAUUGCCACCCAGAGACCACUCCUGGAUGAAGAGGGAGGAGAACAUCUGCGGAAGAGGUCCAUGCAUCUGCCCUUCACGUACGCUACAGGGGAGGCUCUGCUCUACCAGUCGGCUCAUCCUAUCCCAGGGUUUGGAGAAACAAGCCAUGACAAAAAUGGCAUGAAGUCAAAAAAGAGUAGGACUGAAAGGCUGCUGAGGGAUGGUCUGGACCCUGGUUCACUACUGGGGGCACUUAUGAGUCAAGAUGAGUCUGUGUAUGUUUGUCAGCCUGCCCUGGAGCCCAAAAUGUCCUUUCACAAUAGCUUCUUUGAACAAAUGGGCUUCUCCAACCCUGAACAGUCCAGUUUGCACAACAGCUGGGAUGAACCAAACAGUGCAGUGCUGGGAUCAAACAUUACAGAGCCAAACAUCAGCUUUGAUCCACUGUUGGCAACACUAGACUCUCUCUCCCUGGAAAGCCAGGGUGUGGUGGAUGCGCAAGAUGGAAGUUGUUCUAACGGUGAGCUGUUCGGUGCGCUGGAAGGGUUGGGCCUGACUGCAGAAGACCUGGAGCUGCUGCUGCUGGAUGAGCGGAUGAUCAGAGUGGAGAUGGACCUCGAACGUGUGCCCACUUUAGAUGACCUGCUCACCAACGAUGAGAUCCUUUCAUAUAUUUAUGACUCAUUGGAAGGAAAAGCUGAGUCUGCAGAGAAUGGAGGACACGUGCCUAACAGCACUGCCCCAGUGACAGUCACCACAACGUCCCUUCCAGAGAGUAUUCCUAACAAUAACAGUAACAUUCAAAUGCAGCAGCCUCACCACAGGCCUCCUCUGGUUGGACAGUCUCCGAUACUACAGCUGUCCCAACAGAUGCAACAACAUCUCAACAUGCGGACAAGUAAAAUGGUACAGGACUGGGGCCAGCAGAGCGACCAUUUGACCAACACUAUAGCCCAUAGGGAGCUGCAGGGACAAGGCCAACCUAUUGCUAAUGGACAGUGGUCGACUCAAGACAUUCCAGCCACUGUAGACAUAGGGUUGAAACACUGCAACACCCAACAGACUCUUUUUAAUGGAAAGGACUCUAAACUUGAACACCAGCAGUUAAGACAUCGACCAUACUUUCAGCAUCAGCAGCAGCCCAGGAUGCAAAACCAGCUCCCACAGCAGGACCAUGUCACCCAUAAUGCAGCUCACCUUAACGGGGUGUGUGGUAUUUCCAGCGCAGAGCAUUCAGCUGGUAGAUCACAGUGGCAGGACUAUGGAUUUAAUGAAAGUCUGUGCAGCAACUCUUGCCUUGACAACAGCCAAAAACCUAUAAUAAGUACCUCAGUAAGUUCUUGCAGGGAUUACAGUGUACCUGGUAUCCAAAAUACAGAGUACUCUCUCAAUGGAAGCAGUAUGUUUGGAAGAAACAGGCAACACCAUGUGGCCGAGUGUGCGGUCCCUUCCUACCAGGGAAUGACCCACCAACGGCUGCAGGACCAGUUCUCAGUUCCUAUAGCCCAGGUCAUCUCUGAACUGUCACAGUGCCCUCCCCCCAACACUUCCCUGGAGCAGAUUCUAGGAGUGGGCAAGUCCUGUCAGCAGCUAGACCACUACGGCAUGGUAACCAUGGAAAUCCCAGAUCCCAACCAUAGCAAGAUAGAAAAUGGCUGCAUCCUGAACACUGCAUACCCAGGAGGCUGCGCUCUACCCAACGGCAAUGGAGCAACGCCCUCUGCUGUUCAAAUGCCCGGACCUGACACGUUGUCCAGCCUCCCUGAUCCACCAGCCACAGGUUUCUACCUUUGACCUUCUGACCUUCUGAUUUUGUACAGACAGCUGAGAACCACACAUGACUGGAGCAGCCUUAUAAACAACAGCACAUUGUAACAGAUGAGUACAAGAAACACUGAUUCCCUUAAAUUUUCAUCAGAUUCUUGUUUUUUCUUCGGAACAGAAGACAAUCAUCGUCUUCUCUUCUAACUUAGAUCAUAUGAAUCCACCGUUUACAGUAACACAGUCAAGAUGCUGAUUUCAUUUUAUUUAACACAGAGUAAAAAGACUUGAGCCGAGUAUUCCAGAAACCAUGUGAAGAACAAUACAGUUCAUACAGUAAAGACAUGUUAGAUAUUUUUUAUUAGGAAUGAAUUCUAAUUGUAAAGUAUUCCAACUCGAGUGGGAUAAUUUAAUUGAUUAGAGAAAACUGAGGUGUCGCUGCAGAAUUUACCCUGAAAUGCAAAACAUUAUGUAAGUCACAUGGUAACUAUCAUGGCCAUUUGAUUAGAGUCUUAGCUGUCAGUUGGAAAAAAUCUUCCCUUGCUUUGUAUGUGAGUUCACAGCCGUCAGCAUCUGUAAACCUUCAGGUUAAUUUUAACAGCACUGUUAGUUUUUCUUUUUCAUCAUGGAACAGAAUGUAAGUCUUUUAUUCCUCCAUUUAUUUCCCUCCCUGGACAUUUUUUUCUUGUCACCAAUGAGAUUCUGUCAUAAAUGUUUUAUUAUGACUAGUAUAAUAUCCUGCACUUUAUUUCAAAACACACAUUUGAACAGAUCUUUUUUUUUCUGUGCGGGGGCUGAUGAUGUUAAUGUAUUUCUUCUGCUGAGGUUCAUUUCAUGUGAUGCUGUUUUAAAUGUUCUCACGGGAACACUGUGAUCAUUUUACAACUCGCUUUACUUGAAAUAAUAUUUUCAGUACUACAGUAUUUGUUAUGCUAAUGUUGACAACCAUGGAGCUCAGGAUGAGUUUAUUGUCCUUUUUUUCAUUGACUUUGACUUGAGUAGGAGAAAAGUUUACGUUGUUUUUACAGUACUGUGUUUCUUCAUGUACUUCAGGGGAACUGUGUAUGAUUCUAAUUUUUCUGAAGCUCCGACUCUGUUUGAGUUUUGAACAGGAAUUACUGCUGAAUGUGACUGGAUGAAGAUCAAACUGUGUGUGAGUUUGCUCUCCUUACACUGUUAGAAUGCAUUAUGAUUCAGUUUUUCCAUUUUAUAUUACAGGAUGAUGAACAGAUAUUAUGACCUUGUUACUCGUGUCCCAUAACCACAGAAAUGACCGUAUUUGAAGGAAAUAAAUCUACGGCAUCUAUUCUGUGAGUGCAGGGAUUUUUAAAUGCAGCUGUUGUUGUUGAGAUCACAUGUGUACUGUAUAAUGCAGCAGUAUGAAUCUGAAUCAUCAAUAUGGACACAUUCAAACCGUAUAUCACCUAAUAAAGGAGCACUAGCUUUUUCAAAGGGCGUUCCUUAGUGCAUUACUGUACCUUUUACCACUUGGCUGCUGACGACAAUACAUAUACAAAUAUACAUUUAAUGAAAAUAUAAAAUCAGCCAUGUCUGGGCAUGUUUGGUUCAGGUUGGGACAAAGGUUGGGACAAAGGCUCAUUUUGACAAACAUUUACUUUAAGGCACAACACCGUUUGUUUUACAUUUUAUCAGGUUGCAUUACGUAAGAUCUUGUACCGGAUACAGAACAUAAACCAAAUGUGAAAACAAUAUAUCUGUACUGAGAGAACACAGCUCUGAAUGUUUCUUGUACAAAGUAAAGUCAUUUAUCUGAGGGGGGAUCAAAAGAAUUGCUGAAAAGAGAUUUCCAUUUUCUUGUUGAAACAAUGUUUGUAUACUGUUAUUUGAAUUAGUAGUCGCUGGAUGUUUUAUGUUCAGAUGUGAAAAUCAAAAACGUGGUUUGAAUUGCAUUUUCGCUUUUUUCUACAGCAGAAUUGUUUGUUAUAUAUGAUAUGGGUGAUGUGACGUUUAAAAAAAGUGUGAAUUUAAAAAAAGAGCAAGUGUAUAAAAAGGACAAAUCAGCAUUGAAUUGUCUUACAGUAGUUUUACGUCACUAUCAAGCACUGUUUUUCUUUUUCUUUUUUUUCUUUUUUUGUAAAUAUUCUGACCACCACACACCUGAAUCUGUGACGACCUGAAACGGUGCCAUACUGCUGAGAUACUGACAAUGGAGAAAGUAUUUUACUUUGCCGUCUGUGUAGCCACUGUACUGUUAACAAGGACAGAGGUGUUAAUGUUGUAGACUGGACCCAUGUCCUCUGACUUGACUGCUUGUUUCAAAUGUAUAAAGGUUUUUCUUCUUUUACCUUUGAAAUAAAGGAUUUCUCUAAUCACAUGGAGAAGUGUUGUCAAAAUUCAUCCAAACUUUUUAAAGUGUAGAGACUUGAGACAACAUUUUAAUCCAGAUUUUAUCAUUUCGUUUUAAUCAUUUUAUGAUUACUUUAU
This is a messenger RNA of Cynoglossus semilaevis (tongue sole), 6074 nucleotides long. RefSeq names its product aryl hydrocarbon receptor-like. Lineage: Eukaryota; Metazoa; Chordata; Actinopteri; Pleuronectiformes; Cynoglossidae. The transcript has 13 exons. Gene Ontology annotation, cellular component: aryl hydrocarbon receptor complex; nucleus. Gene Ontology annotation, molecular function: protein dimerization activity; transcription cis-regulatory region binding; nuclear receptor activity. The coding region runs from base 783 to 3662 and encodes 959 amino acids. Gene Ontology annotation, biological process: regulation of transcription by RNA polymerase II; xenobiotic metabolic process; response to xenobiotic stimulus. The record is from RefSeq and is a predicted model, not a curated record.